Messenger RNA from Adineta ricciae, 2445 nucleotides. Lineage: Eukaryota; Metazoa; Rotifera; Eurotatoria; Adinetida; Adinetidae. The record is from the annotation of a GenBank genome assembly.
AUGGAUGACGCAGAACUUGAUCAAGAUUUCACAUUUGACGAUGGAAAGAAAGCGGCCAAAUCGAUGAAAAAGAAGAACAAAUCAGGUGGUUUUCAAUCAUUCGGAUUAUCUGCACCGGUGUUCAAAGCGAUCAUGAAACGUGGUUAUAAAGUUCCUACACCAAUUCAACGUAAAACAAUUCCGGUAAUCCUUAAAAAUAAAGAUGUGGUAGCUAUGGCACGAACAGGAAGUGGAAAAACAGCUGCCUUUCUUAUCCCGAUGUUUGAGAAGUUGAAAGGACAUGAUCCUAAUUCAGGACCUCGGGCAUUGAUUCUUUCACCUACGCGUGAAUUAGCAUUGCAAACAUUGAAAUUUACACAGCAGCUUGGAAAACUUACUGAUCUCAUUUCGACAGCUAUUCUUGGCGGUGAAAGAAUCGAAGAACAAUUCAGUAAUUUACAUGCACAUCCGGAUAUAAUCAUAGCUACACCUGGUCGUUUCAUGCAUUUGUGUAUUGAAAUGGAUUUGAAGUUGAAUGACGUUAAAUAUGUUGUCUUCGACGAAGCUGAUCGCUUAUUUGAAAUGGGUUUUCAAGAACAAUUAAACGACAUUAUCAAACGUUUGCCAUCUCAGCGUCAAACAUUAUUAUUUUCUGCUACACUAUCGAAAAUUCUCGCCGAAUUUGCCAAAGCUGGUCUCUACGAACCGGAAUUGAUCCGUCUUGAUAUCGAAAUGAAAUUAAAUGAAAAUCUCAAACUGAUUUUCUUCCAUCUGCGUCACGAUGAUAAAACAGCGUUACUUCUUCAUCUUCUCCGCUCAGUAAUUCCAUCCGAUCAACAGAUUGUCCUAUUCGUUGGUACUCGUCAUCACUGUGAAUAUCUCAAAGAACUCCUUGAACAACAACAACAGCAAGAUCUUUUCUCAGCUGUGACUAUCUAUUCGACAUUGGAUCAUUCGACACGAAAAAUCAAUUUAGCAAGAUAUCAAUCGGGUAAAGCAAGAGUCCUAAUCGUCACGGAUAUUGCAGCAAGAGGAAUUGAUAUUCCCUCGUUGGACAACGUGAUUAAUUAUCAUUUUCCAGCAACACCAAAAUUAUUUCUCCAUCGAGUCGGUCGAGUUGCACGUGCCGGACGAUUGGGUACUGCGUACUCAUUGCUAUCCACCGAUGAAUUAUCUUAUCUAUUCGAUGUUCAGGAAUUCAUCGGUAAAACAAUAGAUUAUGCGAAACUGGAUGACGGCACAACCGAUUAUCAUUUAUUAUUCGGUAAUGUUCCACAAACAAUCAUUGAUGAAGAAUCAGAAACGAUUCGAAAAAUAACCGAAACCAAUGUUGACUUAGUAAACUUAUUUGCAGUUCAACAAAAUGCCUACCAACAUUACAUUCGAUCGCGACCAGCAUCGACUUAUGCGUCCGUGAAACAGAUGAAACAAUAUCACAAUCAAAUUACAAACAUGGGCAUUCAUCCGAUUUUUCGAGAUAGUUAUACGGCGGAUGAAUUAGCGCCGAAUGCGUUGAUUCAACAAUUGAAAUCAUUUCGUGCUAAGAGUACGAUUUUCGAAGUGAAUCCAUCGUCGAGCAAUGAAGCAUGUGCGAUUAUGAGACGGAAACGAGCACAUGAUGGAAAAUCAAUCCUUAAGCAUGAGAGAAAGGAUCAACCAUUGCCAGCAAUCCAAGACGAUAGUGAUGAUGAAGAUCGACCAAAAACACUCGAAGUGGAUAAUAUGACCAUAACUGUCCGAGAUAAUGACGAUACGGAAUUGCCAGCAAAGAAGAAGAAAAAGAAUCGACGUGAAGUUGAUAAAGACUUUUUUAUUCCAUAUCAACCACCGGAUUAUAAACGUGAACGAGGGUUAGAAAUUCAAUCGUUCGAACGACAAACAAAUGAUGCAGUCAUGGAUUUAGCGAACGAUGAUGGCACGUCGAUGAAAGGUCCAAUGAUACAGAAAACGAAAUGGGAUCGCAAGAAGAAGAAGUUUGUUACUGUUGGUCAGACUGAUGCUAGGACGAAGAAAAUCAAGACAGAAAGUGGCCAAUGGAUACAAGCUUCCUACAAAACUGAUGUCUAUAAGAAAUGGUUAAACAAAUCCAAAGUUCUUGACAAAGAACUACCCGAUAGUCGUCGGAAUCGAUCCGAAGAUCAUGUUAACGAUGAUGAAAAGUCCAGUGCUCAACAUAAACCACGACAAUUCCAACAACGUGUUAAUCAAUUAAUGAGCCGACAAAAGGCACAAUUGAAAGCGAAAGGUCAACGUAUGCCGAGUCAUUCAGAAUUGAAAAAACCCGAACAGAUUGUUAAGAAACGUGCUGAAAAACGUCAACGACUCUCACUUCAACGUGCUCGUCAAAUGCGCAAAGGCGGUCGAACGAACUAUCGCAAUAAACGUCAUAGUAAUAAAGCAAAACAUACUCGACGUGUAACAUCUUCGAACACAAAUCAAUCAUCAAAAAGAACGAAAAAGAGAUAA